GGGGGCAAGCAGGCAAAGAAGGAACCACUGUCGCCUCCGGAUCGAGCUGCGCGUGUCCAUGCACUACAACGGCUGCGCUAGGAAGAUCAGAUGGUCUUGAAGAGCUACGAAGGGGUGGCGGAGGUGGCGAGAGACUGGAGAGCCCAGAAGGUGGUGGUGAAAGGGAAGAAGGCCGUGGCCAAUCCUUUGAAGGUGGUGGAGCAUCUCGAGAGGGAAACCGACAAGAAAGUGCAGCUACUGACUCCUCUACCACCUCCACAGCCAGGGAAGAAGAAACCGACGAGGAGGAAGGAAGAAGAAGACAAGAAAGACGAGGUUCCUCAGCAAAAUCCUCAAUCCGCUCAUCUCUUUUUCUCUCUUCGAUCUCUUCUUCUCCUUUUCUCUAAACUUUUUGCUACUUUUCUGCCGCCAAAGAUUGUUGUAACUUCAUUCCAGCUUCAAAUGCACUGGUCAGCCUGCACUCGGAAGAUGGCGAAGAAGAUCUUAAAGAUGCAAGGUUUCCUAUGUCUCCUUCUGUUCCAUAGUUUCGUAAACCGACACAAACGCUAUGAAAAGCUUGUGUGUGCCACGUAG
This is a messenger RNA of Zingiber officinale, 573 nucleotides long. RefSeq names its product heavy metal-associated isoprenylated plant protein 7-like. Gene Ontology annotation, molecular function: metal ion binding. The transcript is spliced from 2 exons. The record is from RefSeq and is a predicted model, not a curated record. Lineage: Eukaryota; Viridiplantae; Streptophyta; Magnoliopsida; Zingiberales; Zingiberaceae. The coding region runs from base 91 to 573 and encodes 160 amino acids.